Bombus impatiens (common eastern bumble bee) is the source of this 4221-nucleotide messenger RNA. RefSeq lists its product as uncharacterized. Lineage: Eukaryota; Metazoa; Arthropoda; Insecta; Hymenoptera; Apidae. The record is from RefSeq and is a predicted model, not a curated record. The coding region runs from base 908 to 4075 and encodes 1055 amino acids. The transcript has 6 exons.
UGUAAUAUUGGAAUAUCAUUAAUCCGUCCAACUGAUGAAAAUUCGUUUGUCUGAAAUAGGAGAUAUCUAUGCAAGCUUUAUUGAGUAAUUUGUAAAACGCAAAAGAUUGUUUAUUUGAGUUUAAUGAAACGAUCCUGAUUACUUAAUCGAUUAACAAGAAUAAAUAUGUAUAAUAAAAUAUUAUAUAACAAUAAGCAAGUAUAGUGAGUAAACACAGUAUUAGAUAUUGUAAAGAAUGUAUUUUUAUUUGAAAUAGGUUACUCGGUAAAUAGAGUAUAUUAUAGUUAAUCGGUUCACCAGUUGUACAGUUUGUAACAUUUGUUUCGAACAACCCCAACAGAUACGCAAGUUUCCCUCGAAGUUAGAUCGUUCUCCAACAGGGGGUUCGCAGGUGAGAAAACUUUCGUAGAGGUAUACAUUGUAGGAGAGAGAUUGGUAGGUAGAAAAGGAGUUCGAUUCUUCGAGAGUAAGAGAAAGGAUGAAGGAAUGGAGAAAGAAAGAAAGAGAAGAGGAAGGAAAGAAGGAGCAAAUGUAUAUAAGCGACUUACAUGGAAGACGCGCCAAUGGACUCUCUCUUUGACCUUACUGAAGCGUGCACCUUUCUUCCUGUUUUUUCUUCGUUCUCCAAUCUCCUUACUCUUCGAAGUUUUCUAUAAGAUCCUUCUAUUUGACGUCCUUGCUCUUCAAUCUUGAUCUUGCCGUGAGGAAGUUCAGUAACUCUUUCGCAUCGUGCACUUUCUGAUUAUGUGUUACCAAAAAUAAUAUAUCGAGUUUGCAUCUCGUUCUUCGUUGUAAUCUUCAAACAGUAUUUGCAGUGAUUUCAAUAAAUUCUUUUUUAUCGAAUCAAAAUGUGUGACCAUUGAAUUAAAAAGUUUCACCUUGUUUCUUGUGAUAUGUUCCUGACGAAAUGGACCUACAUAACAGUAUGCGAAACAUGAAUCUGCUUCGAGUUACGUUAACGCUAUCACUGCUCGUUUUUGCAUGCAGUACGUCAUCAUGCUUGAAAAAUGAUCCAAGUGAACCAUCCUUCGAUAAUGGUCCAAAUAUUAUUCGGCGCAGUAGAAGGGCCGGAUUAAAUGAAUAUUUAGUCCCACCUCCAAUACCGAAACCUUAUCCGGUGAGGUCUGGAAGAGUAGCAAAUCCUUCGGCAGCGGAAUCUCCAGGAUACUUUACACAAUUGAUGAGCUGGUUGAACCCUUUUAAUUAUGUCUCUUCAACUUCUACUCCUCUAAAGACAUCACACCUCGAACCACCGCCUCUUUAUUCACCACUAACUCAAUCUUACGGCCCUCCACCAUAUAAUUUGCAUCCUGCUUUGCAACCUGGACCGUCUCUUCAUCCUCCACUUGCACCUCAAAUUGAUCCAUCUUUGCACUCUUCUAUCGGUCCAUUUCCUCCUGUUCAACAUACCGGUCCACCUGUGGCAGCUCCUUCUAGUGGACAUCAGGAUGCAUCUUUUAAUCUUCCUGCUCGCCCAUCCUUACAAUUGUACAACCCUCCAACGAUCUUUCACGGUAUGCAACGCGCUUUCCCAACUGCGAAAGACAAUCGCGGUAGUUACGUAGCGGCGAAUAAAGGGAAACAUUGUAAUCCUUGUAACAAAGUUCCUUGGAUUCCGAUGCAAGAUAGCGGACUUCAUUCGGACAAGUAUCCGCUUCCUACGCAACUUUCAAACGGUUAUCUUCCUCCUAGCAAUCAAGGAAAUCACGACGUCCAAUACGCCGCUUCGCAUGAGAUCAGAAUACCAGAACUUUCUCAAAUACCUGUUGAACAAACACCUUUCAACAGCGCAUUACCGCACCCACUGUUGUACCAUGACACGAUACCUCCCCUUUACAAAGCAGAACCCUUUGUUCGGCCGUUUCAAAAUCCUCCUGCAAUCGAAAAUGUGGAACAUUUCAAAUCGCCAGCUUUGCCCGUGACACCGUUAACUGAUCAAGUACACAAAAGCCCUGAUGUUAAGGACGAGCGUUAUAAUAUUUAUGGUAACGACGAUCAAAGAUCCAUUGGAACAGAGAUUAAUCAAGGACAUGUAAGUGCCAUAUCUAAAAGCCACGAGAUCGAGAUCAACAAAGUGCCUGUAGACCACAAAGAAUCAUUUGAUAGUUCGAUUCUCGAUGCUCAGUCUCCGGGAUCGUCGAAUCUCGAAAAUCACGAAUUUCCUAGUCAAAGUGGUAACGAAUACCAUGAACUCUUUCAUCCAAAUCCAACUCCUAUCAGCGAUUUCAAUUACGUACCGCCGGAUCUGAAACCUUCGGCUAGCUUCGCAACUUCUACCUUUCACAAUCAAGAAAGCGAUAGUUUGAAUUAUCAAUAUUCCGGUGAUUUGUCGCCUAGCGGCAGUGUCGUUAAAGAUUCUCAUGUAACGACGCAACCGUCUCUUGCGAGUUCUUUCGUGUCGAAAGAAAGGCCGAUACAUUUUGAGGAAUCGCCGCUGCUAGAUCUGACGAAAAAAGACGAAAGUCGCAUCGAUAUACAAUGGCCAACUUCCACUAUUGGCUAUACCGAUAUCGACAAUGUAUCCGACAAUACAGCGAAGACAACUACGGAUUAUAAUUUAGAAACCGAAAAUGUAUUUUUCGACGAUUCAUCCGAUUCUGUCAAGUCGACUGAAUCGUAUUCUCUUCCGGAUAUUCAAAAUAUUAAUAGUGUUUUUGGACCUUCAACAAUCGCAACCGUGGAUUUCUCAAAUAGUAAUAUUAAUGAACACGUGGAGACGUCAACAGGUAGUAGAGAAUAUACAAAUCAACAAGACGUUUCGUAUAUUCCACCAUCCGGACAAGCAGGAUAUUUGUGGCCAAGUUUGCUAAUAAAUACACCAAACUUGAGAAAUCAUUCAUCGAAGAAUCACGGUUCCUUGAAUCAUCUUGCUCGAUGGAAUAAUUCUUUGUCAGGAAAUAAGAAUUCUGAAAAGCAAGACAGUAUAGAUACGAAGGAUACGCGAGAUACGCUUCAAAAGCCACAAAAUAUGAAGCGAAAUAAACAAGUACAAGUUAUUAUACCAUACACGUCGGAAUAUACACCGAUUCCGUUCCAACAAUCUUACGGAGAUUGGAGUAUCAAAACUAAUUUUGAACGUACGCAGCCAAGAAAAGUUCCUUCUCGAACCGGAUUGAACGCUGAUAAUUAUCUUCAACAAGAAUCUAAGAAUGAUAUUCGAGUAGUUAAUCAAUUUCAACCACAAUUUAAUGUCAAUAACUCAAAGAAAUCGAACGUGCAAUCGAUAAGACCAUCUUCAACUACUGUAGAAGAUUCAAAAAGCACUACAACAAGAGCAAACACUUCCAUCGAUGUGCGAAGGUUGCAAAAGAAUAUCGAUAACUGGACAAUACAAGAAUAUUCAAGACCUACAACGUCUAGUACAAUUUUACCUAGUUCCUUGCACCCUUAUCUCUCGCCAUCGAAGAAAAUUCCAACGGAGUACUUAACAACAACAGAACCAGCCGAUCGUACAAACGAGUCGAAAGAUCACAAUGAAAUUGUGAAAACUUAUUCUUUGGCUGGCUUCAGUUUCAACGAGAUAGAACAUGAAGGCUCUGCGAGUAAUCGUAUCGAGGAGACCCAAUCGGCCGUGAAGGUGCUACGAAUAGAUAAACCGAAAGUGACAAUUAACGACUUGCACAGCGUAGAUAAGCCCACGAUAGAAGAAAAGUCAACGUGGAAAUCAGACUCUGUAUCGAUCUCAUCUAUUAAUAAAGAACGAGUUUACGUGGUAACGCCACAACCGAUAUCACAAAUACCCUCGAAAAAUGACAUGGAAAAUCGUAAGGAGCAAGGCGAGACAGAACAACCGGAGCGAACAAGUGAAUCGACCGUCAGUGACAUAAGCAACAGCAAGAAUAAUUUCAGUGACUUCGAAGCGAUCGAAAAAGCCUAUCAAGUGCUUCCGCAAGCGGUAAAUAAUCUUGCUGUUGCAUCCACCGGGAAGGAAAACAUUCCUUUAUGGGGAAUUAUGGAACACGAAGAGUUUGCUUCUUUGAAUUUGAACGAAAAUGACGAAGAAGCAGCAGAAGAUAUCGUGGAUGGACCGAUACUUUAUUCUGGACACUCGAAGGUGUCACGAGCUAAACGAUGACAAGCAAGAAUUUGUUAAAUAUGGAGGCUGAAAAGCACAAUUUUUAAUUGUGAAUAGUUAACUGUUCGGUCGUUUUAAUCUUAAAGACUUUCUAUUACUUGAUUUGCGUGUAACAGGACACGAAUAAAAUUGUUUUAGCUUUUUAA